Messenger RNA from Phytomonas sp. EM1, 720 nucleotides. Lineage: Eukaryota; Euglenozoa; Kinetoplastea; Trypanosomatida; Trypanosomatidae. The record is from the annotation of a GenBank genome assembly.
AUGUUCCGCAACAUGGGGGAAUUCACCGAUUAUGCGAAGGAGCUGUUUACGGUUCUAUCGGUCCCUGUUCCGGCGGGCAGCAGAUCUGGCGACGUGGUGCACACGAGCGCAUUGAUCCCUGCCCCUGCGUCUGCGUCAGCGUCAGCUCCUGCACCACCGCGCUAUCUAGGGAAAAGGGCCUGUGUGGAGUCCUUCUACGUUCUUUUUGGCUACAGGCCCUCUCCUUCCUUGUUCUCUGGGCUUUUCGCGCACAAGGACACCGGUCGCUGCACCGGCGAAUUGAACAGUGCGGGGGGAGAGGGUAUCGAUGAGCGCACCUUUCUGAGCUUCGUGCAGACCUGCGCGGAGCACGAGGAGGCGCUCUUCAUGGGCGGGCUGAACGAGGCUGAAGCACGCGGUGGGAAGAUGCUCUGCUCGGUCAGUUUGCCCUCGGCCUGGGAUUGCUUCAAGGCACUCGCAGGUGACAAGGACUACGUGACCUUGGACGAUCUCCUGCUAGCGGAUCGAGAGGGACCUUUCGUGGGUCUUGGGGCGGGGCCAGACCCACGCGCGCCCGGGCAGGGCGCCGCCGAUUUCGCGUCGGCGCCUUUUCACAUCUCCCUGCGUGGGCGCCGGCACGCCCUCCUCUCGCACGUGUUCGCCAUAUUGGAUACCGAUGGUGAUGGCAGGGUUCCGUUUGCCGAUAUCAAGCAUGUGCUCACCUCGCUACUCGCGGCGUGA